Messenger RNA from Callorhinchus milii (elephant shark), 3916 nucleotides. RefSeq names its product ectonucleotide pyrophosphatase/phosphodiesterase 2 (gene enpp2). The transcript is spliced from 26 exons. The record is from RefSeq and is a predicted model, not a curated record. Bases 351 to 2963 code for a protein of 870 amino acids. Gene Ontology annotation, biological process: immune response; phosphatidylcholine catabolic process. NCBI's taxonomy places the organism in Eukaryota, Metazoa, Chordata, Chondrichthyes, Chimaeriformes, Callorhinchidae. Gene Ontology annotation, molecular function: calcium ion binding; phosphodiesterase I activity; alkylglycerophosphoethanolamine phosphodiesterase activity.
AGUUUUUUUUUGUUUUUAAAAUUUUUUUUUGCCCCAAACAAAAAAAAGAGAGUUUGCAAUCGUAAUAAAUCGCCAGCAAAAGAGAGGGAGAGGAGAGAGAGAGAGAGUGAGAGAGAGGGGGGGGGGAAUCGCUCCCCCUCAAAUCUGGUUGAGCAGAGAGAGUGAGAGGCGUGAGAGGUAUAUGAGCCAUUCAGAUUGACAACCUGAACAGGUGGGAGCAGUGGCGACGCUGUCGGGAGGGGAAGCCACAGAGGUGCUGCAGCUCCAACACACAGCAGUGUUUGCUGCUGUCCUGUCCUGUCCUGUCCUCUCCUCUCCUCUUCACUGACUGCCUGACGCUGCUCACAAACAUGUCCAACUACACGUCCGUGAAACUGUCUCAGAUGAUUUCCCUGUUGACCAUCGCUGUGGGGGUGAAUGUGUGCCUGGGGAUGGCUGUGCGCCGCCUGCAGAGAUCUGGAGAAGCGAAUAACCGUGAAGAUUCAGCCCGUGCCACCUCUUCGGCUGGGUCAUGCCGGGGCAGAUGUUUUGAACUGCAGGAGGCAACGCCACCCAACUGUCGUUGUGACAAUUUGUGCAAAAGUUAUAACAGUUGCUGUUUAGAUUUUGAUCAGCUUUGUUUGAAGACAGGUUACCCUCUUCCUUCCCUGUCACGUCCCAUUCCUCGACUGAGAGGGCAGGCAGGUCGAGGAUGGGAGUGCACCAAGGAACGGUGUGGGGAAACACGAAAUGAAGAUCAUGCUUGCCAUUGCUCUGAAGACUGCAUGGCAAAGAAAGAUUGCUGCACCAACUAUAUGGCUAUGUGCAAAGGGGAGACACGCUGGUUGGAUGACGAGUGUGAAGACUUGAGAGUCCCAGAUUGUCCGGCAGGUUUUGUUCGUCCACCACUCAUCAUUUUCUCGGUUGAUGGGUUUCGGGCUUCAUAUAUGAAGAAAGGAGCCAAGGUCAUGCCCCAUAUUGAAAAACUAAGAUCGUGUGGAAGUCAUGCUCCUUACAUGAGGCCAGUUUAUCCAACAAAAACCUUUCCCAACAUGUACACCCUUGCUACUGGACUUUAUCCUGAAUCACAUGGCAUUGUUGGCAAUUUGAUGCAUGACCCUGUGUUUGAUGCCAACUUCAGUCUUCGAGGUAGAGAAAAAUUCAACCCUCGAUGGUGGGGUGGACAACCGAUCUGGGUAACUGCUACCAGCCAAGCAUUGAAGGCUGGCACGUUCUUCUGGCCUGUUGUCAUUCCCUAUGAGCGAAGGAUAUUUACAAUACUUCAAUGGUUGAGCCUGCCAGAUAAUGAAAGGCCCUAUGCCUAUGCUUUCUACUCGGAACAGCCAGAUGGUUACGGUCAUAGAUUUGGACCAUUCAGCUCAGAGGUGACUGAAGCUCUUCGUACAACAGACAGAAUUGUAGGGCAGCUGAUGAAUGGCCUGAAACAAAUGAAACUCCACCGAUGUGUUAACAUCAUCUUUCUUGGAGACCAUGGAAUGGAAGACGCAGCCUGUGAAAGAACUGAGUAUUUGAGCAAUUACCUUCAUAAUGUUGAUGACAUUAUCUUGUUCCCUGGAUCUCUUGGGCGUAUUCGCUCCAGAUACAGUAACAGUGUCAAAUAUGAUCCCAAGGCUGUGGUAGCCAACCUUACUUGUAGGAAGCCUGAUCAGCAUUUCAAACCCUAUCUGAAGAUGAAUCUUCCAAAGCGCUUGCAUUACGCCAAUAAUAGGAGAAUUGAAGAUGUCCAUUUAAUGGUUGAGAGGAAGUGGCUGGUGGCAAGGAAACCAAUGGAUGUUACCAGAAAGUCAGGAAGGUGUAGCUUUCAAGGCGACCAUGGCUACGACAAUAAGAUCAAUAGUAUGCAGACUGUUUUCAUAGGCCAUGGUCCUAGUUUUAAACAUAGAACAAAAGUGCCACCCUUUGAAAAUAUUGAACUGUAUAAUGUUAUGUGUGACCUCCUUGGAUUAACUCCAGCACCUAAUAAUGGAACCCAUGGUAGUAUGAACCAUCUUUUGCGGAACCCUUCAUUCAGACCAUCCAUGCCAGAUGAAAUCUCCAAACCAUCCUUUCCUGUUGCAGCUGCAACUGUUGUGGAUGAUUUGGGCUGCACGUGUGAAGAGAAGAAUAAAGGAGAUGAACUGAACAAGCGUCUGCAGAGCAGGGGAACAGAAGAAAACAAACAUCUACUUUAUAGUCGUCCUGCAGUUACUUAUCGUACCAAGUACUACAUGUUACAUCACCAUGGCUAUGAAAGUGGUUACAGUGAAACCUUUUUGAUGCCUCUGUGGACGUCAUACACAGUCCCCAAACUGGUGGAGGUCUCUAACCUUCCAGACUUCCUGAGUAACUGUGUAAGACCUGAUGUUCGUAUCUCAGCAAGUCACAGCCAAAGUUGUACAGGUUAUAGAACAAACAGACAAAUUUCAUAUGGGUUUCUUUAUCCUCCCACUCUUGGAUCCACACUUGAUGCUAAAUAUGAUGCCCUUUUAACAUCAAAUAUUGUUCCAAUGUUUCCUGCUUUUAAGAGAGUGUGGAACUACUUUCACAAGGUGAUAGUCAAGAAACUGGCUUUGGAACGAAAUGGAAUUAAUAUCAUUAGUGGCCCUGUGUUUGAUUACGACUAUGACGGUCUUCGUGACACGCUUGAUAAAGUAAAACGAUUUGUUGAUGGCUCAAUCCCCAUUCCAACUCACUUCUAUAGCAUCAUCACAAGCUGCCUGGACAGCACUCAGGCCGUGGACAGGUGUGAUGGGCCACUGACUGCCACUUCUUUCAUUCUCCCCCACAGACCUGACAAUGAUGAAAGUUGUAAUAGCAACGAGGAUGAAUCGAAAUGGGUUGAAGACCUCAUGAAAUUACACACUGCACGUGUUCGUGAUAUUGAAACCCUGACCGGCUUGGAUUUCUACCGUAGAACCACCAGAGCUUAUCCUGAAAUCCUGUCUUUAAAGACAUUUUUACAGACAUUUGAAAGUGAAAUCUAAAUUCCCUUUUGUGUUUUAUUUUGUUGUAGUACAUCUAUUACUCACAGGUGUAUAUUUUUUGAAUACUCUUUUUGUGUUUGUAUUUAUUAAUUCAAAAUCAGAAUAUUUUAAAGAAAACUGUUUCUUUGAAGCUUUGCACCUAAUAUGUCACAUUUAAUAACAAGCAUGUAUGUGGUCUUUGUUUCUUUUUCUCCUUUGUUAUUAUUUAGCUGUUUGAGUGCUGUCUGUCUGUAAACUGCAUGUAAUACUGCAGAUUUUGUUUUAGCCUAAAAUUUGGAUUCAUGCUCCAGGCCCUAGAAGUGCAUUGAGGAAAUCCUAGAUUGUUCAGUGCGCUGUUGAUUUUGUAAUUGUCGUCCUAUUCUAUGAAAAUGAAGGUAUGUAAAAUUACAUUUAUACUUCACUAUUGUUGAGAUUGGAGCAGACUUAUACUUAUACUUUGGAGGCAAAUCAAGUCUGAAAUAUAAUAAACCUAAAUCAAAUUGCAACAGUUGGCUUUGUAAAGGGGUUACUUACUUAUGGACAAAUAACGUGAUAUAUCGAAUGGAACACCAAACUGAUAUGUUAAACAGGCUAUGGAGCACUCACAUACCUAUGCUUUCAGUGGGAAAUUAGGCAUAACACUCAGUGGAAGGAGAGACUCAGAGGGGUGGGAAAUAGAAUAAAUUAGUAGAGGGUUUGCAUUGUUUUCGGGGCACCUGCAUUUUCCUGAUCUGUACUUGAACUUGGCAGGACAGAUUCAAUGUUUCUAAUUAAUGCAUAUCUUUCAACAUUUAACUGCAGUCAAAAAUGUAUUGGACUUUUUGGAGAAAACAAGAAGGUUAUUUUCAGAUUAAUACUGAAAUUGUCCUAAACGUUUGGAUAAAGUUAAUAAUUUUCUACAUUACCAGUAUUUAUAACAAUACAAUAAUAAUUUGCUCAACUUUGUAAAUACUAAUAAAGCAUUUUAAAUCUCA